Messenger RNA from Ceratina calcarata, 3616 nucleotides. RefSeq names its product piwi-like protein Siwi. The transcript has 10 exons. Gene Ontology annotation, molecular function: protein binding; RNA binding. The coding region runs from base 131 to 2797 and encodes 888 amino acids. NCBI's taxonomy places the organism in Eukaryota, Metazoa, Arthropoda, Insecta, Hymenoptera, Apidae. The record is from RefSeq and is a predicted model, not a curated record.
CUCGCAAGUCUUUUGUUGGACAAGCAGCGUGUCGGACAUAUUUUCAUCUCUCAAAACGUGCAAUCACGCUUUGAGCAAGUUCAGACACGUUCCUAUAUUCUAAUUACAUCGAGUACUUUAAGCCCAAAUCAUGACUGGCCGCGCUGGAGGUCGGGGUCUAGGCCGGGGAAGAGGCAGGGGCAUGGAUGAUAAAAGUAAGACUCCAGCCCCACGUCAAGCUGGUCAUUCUCAGCCUGCUCCACCACCCCAGCAAAGUGCUUGGGGCCGUAAACCAGGUGCAGUACCACCACCGCAACAGCAACAGCAACAACAGCCGCAGCCACAGCCACAAGCAGGCCCUUCGGCUCAACAAAGAGCACCAGCGGCCGAAAGCAGAUCCACUCCGAGAGUAGGCAGAGGUGACUUGGCACAGCAAGAAGGCGCAGCAGGCGAUGUGGGAGCUGCAGGUGAUCCUGGAGCAGCGCUAGGAAGGGGAUCAAUGCGAGGCAGGCGAGUCAUAGUUCCAGAAAUUCAUACCAGACCAUCCACUCUGAUAACCAAAAAAGGUACCACUGGAAAUCCCAUACCGUUACAAGCGAAUUAUUUCAAGUUACUUGCGCAAACCGAUUGGUGUUUAUACCAGUAUCGCGUAGACUUUGCGCCAGAAGAAGAUCGAACUGUCGUUCGAAAAGGUAUGCUUAGACAGCAUAAAGAAGCUCUAGGCGCGUACGUGUUUGACGGUACUGUGAUGUACACCAGCCGACGUUUAGGAGAUGAAUUGGAGUUCUGGUCGCAAAGACAGUCCGAUGAUGAAAAGAUCAGAAUCAGCAUACGCCUUGUUGGUGACUUGAAAAAAGGCGAUCACCAGUACAUACAAUUUUUCAACAUAAUCGUGCGAAAGUGUUUAGAACUUUUGAAUCUUCAAAUUGUUGGACGCGAUUACUACGACGCACGGGCCAAGGUGGAAAUAAGAGACUUCAGGUUGGAACUGUGGCCUGGUUAUUUGACGUCUAUCAGGCAGCAUGAGAGCAGCAUGCUCAUGUGCGCCGAGAUUACGCAUAAAGUGAUGCGUCAGCAAACUGUGUUAGAUAUACUAACAGAAUGUUACGAGAACAAUCAACGAAAUUAUAAGAGUGCGUUCGAGUCCCAAGUUAUUGGUUUAGUCGUGUUAACCGAUUACAAUAACAACACAUAUCGUAUAUCGGACGUGGAUUUCGACGCAAAUCCCAGUUCUACCUUUCAACUGAGAAACGGCGAAAGUAUCUCGUACAAGGAUUAUUACAAUAAUAAGUACCGAAUCAAGAUCCAGGGUGAUUCGCAACCGAUGCUUGUGAGCAAAGUAAAGGCGAAGGAUCGUCGGGCUGGCCAACCAGAGAUCAUCUAUCUCGUUCCCGAGUUGUGCCGUGCAACCGGUAUGACUGAUAGAAUGAGAGAGAACUUUCAGUUGAUGCGAGCCUUAUCUGAGCACACCCGUGUAUCUCCACAGGCACGUAUCGACAAGCUCUUAUCGUUCAAUAACCGGCUUCGAUCCCAGCCAGGAAUUGUUCAAGAAUUGAACGAAUGGAAUUUAAAACUCGACAGCCAUUUGGUUAACGUGCCGGGUCGCGUUCUGCCACCUGAGAAAAUAAUAUUAGGUGGUGGUAGAAGUGCAUCUGCUGGACAAUUCGCUGAUUGGACACGAGAACUGCAGUCGAAACCGGCAUACAAUGCUGCUCGACUCAAUAACUGGGUGCUGAUCUGCGUAAACCGUAUGAGACGAGAUGUGGAGAGAUUCGUGACCACGUUACAAGAAUGCGCCAAAGGUAUGGGAUGCGCUUUUGACAAGCCCAGGAUCUUCGAAAUCGGCGACGACCGGUCAAACACAUACACGGAGUCGCUCGAAAAAGUAAUGAGCUCUACAAAUCCUGAACUGGUCUUCUGCGUGGUCCCGAACAAUCGUGCAGACCGAUAUGGCGCUAUAAAGAAAAAAUGCGUGGUCGACAGACCAGUUCCGUCACAGGUAUUCCUAUAUAAAAAUGUCACAUCAAAAAAUGUACGGUCGAUAGCUACUAAGGUAGCUAUCCAAGUGAAUUGCAAACUUGGCGGUGGUCCGUGGAGCGUCGACCUGCCACCGAUCAAUCUAAUGGUAGUCGGCUUUGACGUAUGUCAUGACCCGUCCGACAGGAGCCGUGACUUCGGCGCGAUGGUAGCUUCAUUAGAUAAAGGUUUAACGAGAUACUUCAGCGCGGUCAGCCACCAUUCCUCGGGUGAGGAGUUGUCCAAUCAAUUUUCGACGAACUUAGUAACAGCUAUACAGGAUUAUAAGAAAUUAAACAAAAUCUUGCCAUCGCAUAUUCUGAUUUACCGUGAUGGCGUCGGUGAGGGUCAAGUACCCUAUGUAUUCGAGCAUGAGGUUACAAUGAUAAAAUCGAGGUUACACUCCCUGUAUGGAGAAGCUCCUGUUAAAAUGGGUUUCGUGAUCGUAACUAAACGUAUUAAUACUAGAGUCUUUCACGGUGAUAAAAAUCCGCCACCGGGUACAGUGAUCGACGACGUGGUCACCAACCCGCUCCGUUACGACUUUUUUAUCAUACCUCAAAGCGUACGCCAAGGAACAGUUACACCGUGUGCGUUCAACGUGAUAGACGAUACUCUAGGUUGGAAGGCCGAUCAGUUGCAACGUAUGACAUACAAACUAUGUCAUAUGUACUUCAAUUGGUCCGGUACGGUGAGAGUACCGGCACCUUGUCAAUACGCACACAAAUUAGCAUUUUUAGUUGCUCAAUUUAUACGUCGACUGCCGAGUACACAGAUGGCAAAUUUACUCUACUUCCUAUAAACACUUCGCAGUAUUCUCACUCUCGUCGUACUAAAUACAGUAUAAGAAAUAGCUUAUCAGAGCAAAAACAAAGUAAAAAGCUGUGAAAGAGAGGAUGCGGGCUGAUCAUUAUCACGGUAUUUUCCUAUCAUGUUUCUUAAGAUUGUUUUAUUUUUGCACUGAUAAACUACGUAAACGUAAUUGUGAUAAAAGAUAUUUUUGAUGAAUAUCAUCUGGUUCGUGUUACCAUAUAUAUAUAUAUAGUAUAUAUAAAAGUACAAAUGGAAGUAUAUUCUAAUGAAGAUGUUCCUUGCAAGUUCUCAUUGUUUAUGAAUAGUGUAAAGAAAUCGAUCUCGCGUGGAAAGGGAUCAUAUUAGUGCAUGAUUUCUAGAGCUCGAUAGAAUUAUUAAUUCUCCUAAAUAAUCAAGUCAUUCAUGUGUUAUUGUUAUCUCAGUUUUUAGAACAUUCUUGAUACAAACAUAAAUUUCAUACUUAUGUAAAAGCAGUAUUUUUAAGAAAUUAAAAUGUUGUUCCUAAUAUAUUAUUAUUGAUAAUAUAGAACGGUCUAAAGUAAAGAAAUACAAACUGCACUCUUCUACAAAAGUAAAAGACUUCCAUGUUCAUGAAUCUAGAACAAGCUCAAAAAGUAUUAUACAUUCGCUAUUCAGUAUUACAAGAUAUAAUAUGACGUCUUUAUAUAAAUAUAUACCUAUGCGUUAAACAUUUCCAGUUUUUUUUUAUCAUAAGCAUUUUAUUGUUUUCUUUUCUUUUUUUAUUUUUCAUGAUAGGACGAUUGUUUUAAUACAUUCUCCUCUUACAUAUUAAUACAUAUACGUAAAG